AUGGAGGAAGCUGGAGGGAAGACCGACCCUCCUCCUUCUCCCGUGGAGGCCGCACGCCGAUCUAGGUUCGUGCCCGAGUACCACCGACCCAAGUCAUCCAGACCAAGGCCGCGGAGUGCGCUAGAAAAAGAACCUCCAGGAUCGGGAGAUCCCGCGUCUUUGCUCCUGGGAAGCGACCAUGGGUCGGCUUGGGAUAUUCUGCAGUGGGUGAACACCGUCUUCGGACGUAGCCCUGCCCCCACGGCUACUCCUGCGCCUGCUACUCCUGCCGCUCCUAUUGGUGCAAACGUCAGCCGUGCCGCCGGUGCCACGAGGGAUGAUACCGGUGGGGCUGGCAGCAGUUCCCCGUGGUCUUCGCGUUCUCCUGGCGGCAGCCACCCUUCGGGAGAGUUUUCCAGCUUGGAUUCUUUGGAUGUGGGCCACCUUGGGCGCCUGGCGGGGUACGUCCUUGAGAGACUUAAGUCCUCCGAGCGCUGGAUCUGCGGCUGCAACCAGAGCAAUCGACCCCAAGCGCAGUUUUGCGAGCUCUGCUUCGUACCCCGCCCGAAGGGCAAUCUAGUCGGCGGCGGCGGCGGCGGCUUCGGCAGACCCCGCAGCGAUCAACCGGCUGGAGAGAGGGCAGUGAAAGGGUGGCCCCUUAAAGGCGGGGGCAGCAGUGAGAAGCUCGUCGGUGGCGAUGAGCGUGGGUCUGACCAAAGCAAGGUGGUCGGAAGCAGGGAGGCCGAGGAGCCGAAGUUUAGCCUGCGCGAGGCGAACCUGUGGAGAAAGUUGCUGCAGCUUAGAGAGCUCCCGACGCAGGACUCCUUGGCGGUCUUUCCUGCGGGACUGGACGCGACAGCAAUGAAGGCGAUGCUUUGCGGCACGGAGCCGCGUCUGCUUUCGGGCCUUGUGCGGUUCCUCAUGGAGUGCGACGAAGCUUUGGUGAUGCGCCAGGAUGACCACCUGAACCCGCUCUACUCCCACUCGCCGCCGGUCGGGAUGCCGCCGCGAGUCGCCGGAGCCAAGCGGCCGUCGGACGGGGGUAACCAAGCGGACUCCGCCCAAGCGGGCGUCGUCGAGGGCGUCAGGCUCGCCCGGCAGAUGUGGGAGCGGCGAUCGAACAGUUCGAGGGAGCUGCAGCAGGAGGGCCGCAGGCGACUUGGCAGCAGGAGCAGAGACUCCCGGGAGAGGGCUCGCGUCCACCUGGGACACCCUUCGGCGGAGACGAGGCCCGGGUCGGGAGUGGAACACAUGAAGGCCAUGUUUGAGAAGAAGAUUGUAGCCCCCUCGACGGAACGCAAAGACCCCGGCGUAGGGACACCCGGAAACGGCGAGGCUGGAGGAGAGAGAGGGGACACGCUGUUUGCUUCCUCGAGAAUACCGUUGUUGGGUCGAGGCGCGAUCCAACGGUCCGUCUCCUUGCUGGCCGGUAUCUACACGCCGGCGGAGGCUUCUACCUCCGCUGCCGUUACGCCAUCGCCAGCGGGGUCGGCAAAGCCGUUGGAGGGGCGAUGGGCCCCGGCGCCCGUUGCCACUGCCGCUGCGGUAACCACCGCCACGAGUGGAGAAAAAACGUCCACGGAUCAUGAGCGGCGGGUUGCUCCGGCUGCCAUCAGCUGCGGCAGCGGCGGCGGCGACAGCAAUGGGGUACCUCCGCUGCCGGUAGAAGCGGCAACAGCGGUUGACGCGAGCGGCGGGGCAGCUCCUGGGGAGGGCGGUGCUGGCGUGAAGAGUCGGGCCCUUCCGCCGUCGGCGAAGGCCUUGGACACUAAGGAGAUACCAGGAGGGAAGCGUACAAUCGGAAGAGAGAGGUUGGCCGUGGGAAUGGGAGGGGUGGUGAAAGACACAGACGACCUGGGGGGGCACGAGCCGGUGCACGGGGAGAAGGGUAGAGCAAAGGAAGGGGCGUUGGCGGAAGAAUCCAAGGGGUUAGACCGCGGGGCAGAAGCAACACGUUCAACAGCCGACCAAGUUCUUGGACCGCCGCCGCAACAGCAGUCGGGCGGGGAUGGCGGGACGGCGGGGCAAGGCGACCAACUGACCUUCGCCCCACCGGUCCACCCCAUCGCCGGCGUUGACCUCGCCAUGAGUAGCGAUGGUGGUGGCGAGGUGGUCCUUGGUUCGGUGGCCGCCGAGGGCCAGGCUCCGAGAGAUAGCAGGAAGCCGCCCGCCGCCAAGAAGAGCAGGACGUUGACCCAAGACGAGAUCUUCAAGUUCGGCGUCCUCGGCCCGGUGAGCUUGGAGAGCGAGAGCGUGGGGAGCGGGGACGGAGGCGAGGAUGCCGCUGACUCCUGCGUCGGCGUGGGUGACGACAUGCUCGGACGUGGGGGAGAGGGCGCGUCUCAUCUCCAGCCUCGUAGUUGCGCGGAGGGCGAGAGUGAGGACUAUCCAUGUGGGAAGGUGGGUCUUUUUUCCGUGGUUAAGGAGGCUGUGGACGACGGGGGUGAGGCAGCUGUUUGUGGCGGCGCGGACGAGCUCGACCGUGCCCGCGGCGAAGACGCCGCUGAUUCCGGUGCUGCGGACGUCGCCGCUGCCGGUGCUGCUGAGUCGUGCGAAGAAGUGGCACCUUUUCCGGCGGCGGUGGCGGUUGCGUGCGAGCCUUCGCCGCAGCCGAUCGAAGGAGGGAACACGGAGAAUGCGGUUGCGGAGGACGGCAGUGCUUCGGCGGCGGGGGCGGCCGUCGCGGCGGUGGCGGCGGUAGCAGCGACCUUCGCGGUAGCGGAAAGGUUUACGCCCGCGGGUAGCAGCAGUUCCUCCAUCUGCUUGUCCGCGAGUGCGGUGGACUACUCCGACGACGGGGAGAUGUACAUGACCCCCAAGACCAGGAGCUCCCCCGUGCUCUGGCCGGGGGUGAGCAGUGAUGGCGGGGACGUCGACAAAGCGGUCGUUGUUGUGGGCGCGGCGGCGGGAGGUGCUGGGGUCGUUCACGACGACGGCUCAUCAAAAGACGUGGCUUCUGCUCCUACGAAUGCGGAAUUAGAAGGGACGAAGGCAGCACUGGUACCGCGCCGAAGCUUCUUCGACGGCCCCCCACCGCCGGCUAUGGCGACCGCUGCUUCUACCACUACCACCGGCUCCGCCGCUGCUGCUUCUUCUGCAGGUGGGGCUUCUUCUGCUAGCAGCGCCACAAGUGGCGGAGAAGUGCAGGACAGAGGGCACGGGGCCAGGGACCGGGACGGAGCUAGGCUGCUGUCGAUAACGUCUUUCCGAGAGCUCGGCAGCGACAGCGUCGGGGCCGCCUCGUCGUCUUCGCCGGGAUCGCCCGCAAGCGCUUCGAGAUUAACCCAAGCGGCGGUCCAGGAGGUCCAGGAGGACGCGGCGGCCGAAGACGCGCCCCAAAAAUCCUUGCCGCCGCCGCCGCCGCCGCCGGGGGAGGCGGGAGCAGCUCCCAAGCCAGCGGCGGCCGCCGUCAAGGGGAUCGCGUCGAGGGACCGCACGACGAGAUCGCCGUCUCGUCGCCUUGGCCCGGAGGCGGAGGGGCCGGUUUCGAGGUCUCCGCCACGCCACCAGCCGCGCUCCGGGUCCCCUCCCAAGCCCGGCGCGGCACCACCACCACCCCGCGCGCGCGGCCGGGCGCCUGCCCCCCCCGGGUCACCGGCAGUGACGCCUGGGUCACCGGCAGCAGAAAAGACCGCAGCUCACCACUCCCCAACGGAACGACAGCAGCAUAGCAUGACAUCUUCCCUGCGCGUGACUGGGUCCUCGUGGUCGACGCCGGCUUCCGCCCGGUCCCGGCGGAGGCGGGCGUCGCUGUCGCCGGGGCCCACCAGGGUGCAGGCGGGGGGUGCGUCCCCAAGGGACCCACUGUCGAGCUGCUCGCCGGGCCCGCACCGAAACGAGCACGUACCAAGAGCGCCUUCUCCGGCCGGGAGCGCCAGCGGUAGCGGUGGUGGCGGUUUCGGCGCUCGCGGGAGAGGGUUCGCCGCUCUGCAGGCCGCCUCAAGCGACAGCACCCGCCAUGGCCUCCCGGUGUCACCUCUCAUGCCUCAGCAGCGGGAGGGGGGGGCGGGAGCGGGGGCGGGAAGGUUUGCGCCAGCCGUCAGGUCACCCCUCUCGAAGACGGCGUACGGCGGCGGUGACCCAAUCGUGAACGUCGGCGGUGCAAGCCGCAGUAGCGGUAGCAAGCCAGCGUGGGACGGCGGCAGGGUCUGCGACCUGGAGCCUCUCGCUCGCGAGCUGCCGGCGUUCUUGGCCCGAGCGGUGGGGCUCUCGGGAAGCUUACGGGCUCUCGCGGCGUGCCAGGCGGUGAGCCGGGCAUGGCGAGAUGCCCUCGGCUUCGGUGAUGAAAGCGGCAAGGAGUUGUUCGGGGGCAUCGUGCGCUCGUCGGGGGUGCCUGCGAGCCUCCGCCCCGCGGUGUGGCAGAUGCUCGUGCAACGGGCCGUCGCGGGCGGGGGCGGCGGCGGCGGCGACGGUGAUAAGGAUCGUCGGGUCAGCAAUGGCAGUAGUAUUGCUGGCGGCGGCGGCGGCGGCGGCGGUGGCGGCGGUGGCGGGAGCAUCGGUGGCAGGGAAUCGUUCUCGUCGUGCUCGUUCUCGUCGUCGCCGAGCUCUUUCGCCCAGCUGGUCGAGAUCGGCAGGGCCGGGCCCCACGCCGCCCUCAUCGCGCGCGACGUGCCCCGGGCGUUCGGCGCCGUGGCCCCCCACAAGCGCCGUGAGAGCGGCGACGGCAGCCGCAGCACGACCACUCCCGGCAACAGCAAUAGCAACCGGCGAGGCUCGGCGUCGGCGACGGCCACGCCGAGAUCGACGGCGGCGGCGACUAGCACGCCCAGGCAGGGGGGCAGAAGGCGCAUGACCAUGGGGGGUGCUGGGGGUGGAGGCGGUGGCGGCGGUGAAAACCGCGGCGGCGGUGGCGACGGGCUAGGUUUUUUCGGCGGCGCGCUGACCAACCUCCUGGUGGGCAACUGGAGACUCGACGACGAUGAGCUGGUUGGCGCCAGGGGCACGGGCACCCCGCCGAGGAGGCGGGGCUGGGGGACGACCCCGCACCGCCGACGGGCGUCGCUGCAGGGGGGGAACGGGGGCGGAGGGUUCAACGACACCGGCGGCGGCGGCGGCGGUGGCCCGUUCUCGUGGCUGAACCCGGGCGUGAGCCCGGGCACGGGGCCGGGGGCCCGGGUCGCCGCCGGUGGAGCGAGCCCGUCGCGGGAGCCGGCGGGAGGAGGCUUCACGCUUGCUUCCUUCCCGCUCUCUCCGUUCCGUAGAGACGACGACGGCGGCGGCGGCAGAGGUUCUACGCGCCGUCUCCCUCAUUCUCCCCCCCCGUCCGCCCCCGACCCGUCGUCGGAGGGGGUGGGGGGCAGGAUUAGGGCCUCGCCGCCGAGGAGCUCAAGGCGGAUGACGAUCGGCGGCGGCAGCGGUGGUGGCGGCGGCAGUAGCGGCGGUGGUUUAACACCCAGGCGGCAGACGGAAAGAACGGCUGGCAGACGGGGGUGGUCGCCGACGGUUGUCCCCGUCAUUAGCGGCAACGCGGUGGCGGCGGCCAGUGGUGGGCAGCAGACGGGCGGAGCAGCCGGGACAACAAUACCGGCGCGGCAGGAGGCAGGGGUAGAGAAAGCAGUAGUGGCAGAAGACGACGCCGCCGUGCUGGAGAGGCUCGAUGACGCCUGGGCCGCCGUGCCGGUGGAGUCCAAGAGGCGGUGCCUCGAGAACGUUUUGCGUGCCAUCGCCGCUAGAUUUCCGGCCGUGGGUUAUUGUCAGGGCAUGGACCGCUUGCUCAUCAUGUUGAUGAUGCUCUACUUCGUCUCGCCCGAAGACACCAACACCGCCGUGGGCCCCGCGGCUGUCGCACCCAAGCUCACCACGAGAACCGCAGAAGCGGCAGCAGCAGCCGCAGCACCGGCGGCACCGCUGCUAUCGUCGAGCGGCGCCCGAGCGAGAGAGAACGCCGCCGCCGCCGGCGGUAGCGGCAGCGGUGAGCUGUUGCUGGUGGUCGACAAAGACGCGGCUGGCGACGACGACGACGGAGCCCCGUCCCCGGCUUCCGUAAACCUAGAUCCCCCUCCAACCCCGACAGCCUCCGCUGGGAACGCCCCCGAUACCGUAGUAGGCGGGAAGGGUACGGACGUCGCCACCGCCGCCGACGCCGCCGGGGUCCGGGGUUCCGAGAAUGCGCCGCCGACGCCGCCGCCGCCCCCCCCAUCCCCUGCUGUCUUGGCCCCGUCUUCCGCGUCGCCGCCGACGCCCCCACGGCCGGCGGCUCGGGGGGGGGCAACGCUGCUGGGAGAACGGGUGUAUGCGGUGUUUUCGGGCCUGUUCGAAGGGUUUCGGCUGCACGACCUCUACGUGCCGGACAGGGGUGGGGUGUUCGUCUGCACGGAGGUGCUGACUCUUCUUUCGGGGAGUCGCCUACCCGCGCUGGCCGCCCACUUCGAUAGCAUCGACUUUUCCAUCGACAUGGUGGCGAUGGGUUGGUUCCAGACCCUCUUCGUGUACCUGCACGCCAUGCCGCGAGCAACGGUAUUUUUUCGUGUUUCGAUGGCGCUGCUGGAGCUGAGCGAGGAGCACCUUCUUGCUCUCGAUUUUGACGGGACCGUGGAGUACUUCAACAACUUCCCGGAGCUGAGCGUGCUGUCGCCGGACGUCCUUCUCCCCGCGGCCGCCGCCGUGGAGGUGGAGGAUGGCGAGCUCAUGUAUUUGGAGCUGCAGGUGCGGCAAAGGGAAAAGCUGGAGGUACCGUCGGUUACCCAACUCAUGCUGCGCCCGGUGCUGUGAUCCAUUGCUGCCCCGGUCCGCGGAUGCCCGCCCGUUUCUUCCCAACAGCUCCACCUUGGUUGAUCAUUCGGCGUCAUACCUACUGACUGCUUUGCAGCGCCGCGGGGCGAGGUUGAGACUUGAAGGAGAUUAUUUUGCCGGGUUUUCGUUGACAUAAGAUGAACACCACUCGAACAACUUACGCGCGGUGCGUGGCCCACUUGCCUCUUUUUUUUAGCUUAGGUCUUGCGCAGGGCGCCCCCCUACGUCGUCGCAGCAGCGUUUUUAGGUGUUGCGUUGUUUUCGUGGGAGGCGUGUUUUUGCGGGGUGUGGGGUUCGGUUCGGUUUCUGCGUCGUGUUCGGGGAGUGAGUGUGGAUCCCACGCUUGGAGACGAGAUUGAUGAGGGACCGCGAUCAUCGAAUUUUUCGGUGUUUUGUGGAGGUCGGUGCAUGUGGCACUCAUGUCGUGUGGUUCUUUGUGUGUGUCUGGUGGUCGAAUUGCUGCUGCUCUUGUCUGUGGUUCCCGCUCAGAGCGCAUGAGAGGCUCGCCGAAGGGGUUUUACAGGGCGGUUCGGGGAGUCGAAAAGCUGUUUGUUGAUGUUGGCAAGGGUUCGGAAAGGUAGAAUUUUGAGCAUGUUUUGGAUGCAAUUUUAAUUUUUGCUGCCAUGUGUGCUCCUCACCAGAUGACGCGUAGUUUCUACGGGAUGUCGUCACUCUCCGUGCGUUCGUUUUGACUUGUUUUUUUCUCAAGGGGUUUCUGUGAAUGAUUGCUGUAUUUUUUU
Messenger RNA from Ectocarpus siliculosus, 7451 nucleotides. Lineage: Eukaryota; Phaeophyceae; Ectocarpales; Ectocarpaceae. The record is from the annotation of a GenBank genome assembly.